AUGUCAAAGUCUUUAGGUGCUGCAUUGGUUAUCGGAGCAGGUGGGGGGGAUGGCAGGGCAGUGGCUAUGCAAUUAGCCCAGGAAGGCUGGUCAAAAUUAGUACUUGGGGACCAGAACGAGACCUUAUUAGCAGAAGUCGCCAAAGAGUGUCAGAGGUUAGGGGGUGAUCGGGUCAAAAUCUGUACAGGCAUUUGUGAUGCCGGCAACCCUUCUGACCUCGACCAGCUUAUUGAACGUGGAAUUGAACAGUUUGGAGAAAUCAAUCAUUGUGCAAACUGUUUGCGAGUUGAGCCAACAAAUAUGGCAUUUGGGGACAAGACGCGUGAAGACUUUGCCCGCCUCAACGACGCCUGGCAGAGAAAGGUUUGGCUGGCCAUGCGAGCUGAGGUCCGUUUAUUCCUGGCUCAGGCUGCACGAGGAAGCACUGGUGAUUGCAGUAUUGUCAAUGUCGCGGCUGCCCAGGGCCUGGCAAGUGAACGAGGGUUCCCUCAGUAUUGUGCAGCUGCACAUGGCAUCGUGGGCAUGAGCCGGGCCACUGCGAUGGACUAUGUGCAGAAAGGGUUUCGCAUCAACUGUGUGUGUCCUGGACCGUCGGGAGAAGAUCUCAGCUCUUCAGCCGAUCAUCAGCCAUCGCGGCCGGUCUCUCUGCCAGUGCCGCCGAGUGGGCGAUAUAUCACGUCAGAUGCAGUGGCAUCCGCAGUGGUGUUUCUUCUUUCGCCCAAGGCUGCUUCUAUCACGGGUAUUGAGCUACCAGUGGACGGAGGCUGGUCGCUGUAUCACCAUUAG
Molecule: messenger RNA, 786 nt
Organism: Exophiala mesophila
Lineage: Eukaryota; Fungi; Ascomycota; Eurotiomycetes; Chaetothyriales; Herpotrichiellaceae
Exons: 3
Coding region: 1-786 (261 amino acids)
Source: RefSeq, a predicted model, not a curated record